Molecule: messenger RNA, 847 nt
Organism: Vigna radiata var. radiata (mung bean)
Lineage: Eukaryota; Viridiplantae; Streptophyta; Magnoliopsida; Fabales; Fabaceae
Product: late embryogenesis abundant protein 2
Exons: 2
Coding region: 65-733 (222 amino acids)
Source: RefSeq, a predicted model, not a curated record
UUCUAGUGGAAAUUAAACCGAAGCAAGUAACAAAACUUUCUUAGAAAAACAAAGGAAAAAAGAUAUGGCAGCCAUGUUCAUAACAAGAAGUACCCUCUUUCGCUUCUCAAAGUCUCUCCCUCACGCCCCCUACCUCUCUCUCAAACCCUCUAGGGUCACCUUCGCUUCCUCUCCCAACUCCUCAGAGUGGAGAAAUGCGGCAGAUGGAACGAGAGACGCAAGACGCAAUUGGACAUAUGAUUCUGCAGAGCCAAAGGGUAAGACAGAUGAUCAAGCGCGAGAAGCGAAAGACAGAGCCAAAGAAUACGCACAAGACGCGAAGGAGAAGACGAAGUACGCAGCGGGGGCAGUGAGGGAUAGUGCGGAGUGCGCGAAAGAGAAGGCGAAAGAGUAUGCGUACGAGACCAAAGAAAGUGCAAAGGAUGCAGCGGGAACAGUGGCGGAGAAGGGUAAGGAGGGGGCGGAGAGGACAAAGCAGAAGACGGAGGAGGUGGCGGAAUCGGCCGGAGAGACGCUGAAGAACGUGGGGGAGAAGGCGAAGCAGGGCGUGCAAGGGGCGUGGGACGCGGCGAAGGACACCACACACAAGAUUAAGGAAACCUUGGUUGGGAAGGAUGAUGAUGAUAAUGAUGGUCAUGGUUAUGGUGAUGGUGUUCUGAAGGAUGAUGACGAUGAUGUUGCAGAGUUGAAGAGAAGAGUUAGGAAGAGUUAUGGUGAGAAGGGCUAUUAUUAGAGAUGAAUGGCUUACUUUAAUUCCGGUGCUGUAUAUGUAUCAAUAUUAGUAUGUUUGUUUGUAGUGCUUAUAUAUCCUCUUGGAAUAAAACUUUUACACGCAUUCCACUUUCUA